Molecule: messenger RNA, 1853 nt
Organism: Mollisia scopiformis
Lineage: Eukaryota; Fungi; Ascomycota; Leotiomycetes; Helotiales; Mollisiaceae
Product: amino acid transporter-like protein
Exons: 7
Coding region: 179-1765 (528 amino acids)
Biological process (GO): amino acid transport; transmembrane transport
Cellular component (GO): membrane
Molecular function (GO): transmembrane transporter activity
Source: RefSeq, a predicted model, not a curated record
AUCUGCGGGUCGGUGUCUUUUUCUAGCCUGGCGGGGACGGCGUGGGAUAGUCUGCUGUCGAGACUAAGCUUUCAGGGACGUCCGGCGUUUCUGGUUCUCGAGAUUUGUCUUUAAAUAUUUUCUUCUUUCUUUUCUUUUUGGAUAUUCAAGAAGGAGUGGCUUCUGGACAUUCUUCAUUAUGCCUCACCAUCCGGAGAACGACGCAGAUGCGGCUCAGCUGGCUGCAUUGGGUCAUAAGAGUGAAUUGAAUAGGAAUUUCUCGCCGCUGGCAAUGUUGGGUCUGGCAUUCGCAAUCUUGAAUUCCUGGACGGCGCUGGCGGCUUCUCUUAGCUUAGCUUUGCCAAGUGGUGGUCCUACAAGUGUGCUUUGGGGUUUGAUCACUGCUGGUGUUUGUAAUUUAUCCUUGGCUGUCUCUCUUGCCGAGUUUCUGUCAGCGUAUCCAACUGCAGGCGGACAGUAUCACUGGGUUGCCGUCAUCAGUUGGAAGAGAUGGGUUCCUCUCCUCUCUUGGAUUACUGGGUGGAUCAACACCUCAGGUUGGAUCGCCCUCGUCGCUUCCGGUGGACUUCUAGGUUCCCAACUUAUCGUUGGAAUCAUCUCUCUCAUGAGCCCUACUUAUUCUCCCCAGCGCUGGCAUCAAUUCCUAAUUUAUAUCGGUUAUAAUCUUGCUGCCUUUCUAAUCAAUGCUUUCAUGACUGGCGUCCUGCCGUUGGUCACCAGAGGUGCAUUCAUUUGGUCGAUCUUGGGAUUCGUGGUCAUCUCCAUCACGGUGUUAUCUUGCUCCAGCCCAAACUAUUCGAGCGCUGAAUUUGUGUUUACGGAAUUCUUGAACGAGACAGGAUGGCCGGAUGGAAUUGCAUGGUUACUGGGACUUUUGCAGGCUGGACUUGGACUGACUGGUUACGACGCUGUUGCACACAUGAUUGAAGAAAUUCCCAAUCCCGCAGUCGAGGGCCCGAAAAUAAUGAUUGCUUGUGUCGGAAUUGGUAUCUUCACUGGCUUCAUAUUUUUGAUGGUCUUGCUCUUUGUUUCAGGACCACUCGAUGGUCCGGAUGGUGUCAUCUCUUCAGCAGCUGGGCCCUUACUUCAAAUAUUCUACAAUGCUACCGGCAGCAAAGCUGGAUCAAUUUGUCUCUUGAUCUUCCCACUCGUCUGUCUGCUUUUCGCAACCAUCUCCAUUAUGACAACAUCAAGUCGCAUGACUUACGCUUUUGCCCGAGAUGGAGGACUUCCGUUUUCUCGAGUUUUCGCCAAGGUCCAUCCUAAGCUUGAACUUCCACUGAAUGCUCUGUACCUCACCGUUGUUCUUGUUAUUAUUUUUGGUUGCAUUUUCUUGGGAUCUAGCAGUGCAUUCAAUGCCAUCAUCUCAGCAUCCGUCGUCGCUCUCGGCGUCUCUUACGGUAUUCCCAUCGCCAUCAAUUGUAUCCGAGGAAGGAAGAUGCUGCCUGCUUCAAGGGCUUUUAAGCUUGGUGGACUUCUCGGAUGGACCGCUAACUUGAUUGGCCUCUCAUACGUCAUCGUGACCACAGUUCUGUUCCUCUUCCCACCCGACUUACCAGUAACGGGCUCAAACAUGAAUUAUUGCGUCGUCGUAUUCUUCAUCAUAUUAGUCAUUUCAAUAGUCCAAUGGUUCGUCGACGGAAAGAAGAACUUCAGUGGACCGAGAGUCAACAUUGAACAACUGGCCAAUGGCGAAGUUAUGGGUAUGGAGCCUACUAUCUCCGAGGAGGAGUCAGGAAGCUCUAAGAGUAAGGAGGUCAAGUGAAGUGUCUACAAGGGGGCAAAAAGUGUAUAUGAAUUCCAAAAGCAGCAUUCUGUACAGUGUAGAAAUAAACAUACCCAGCGUUCGUUAU